CACUAGAAUCAUCGGAUUAUAUCAACUUCUAAAGUUCUUUAGUAUUAUUGUUCUGGGUAUUGUUUAAAAAAAAAAGAAAGCAAUCUUCGAAGUCGAAUUCCAUGAGCCAAGAACACGAACCUCAUUCGGCUUCUCAGCCAGAACCUCCGCCGCCACCGUUUGAUCCUAGUCGAAUGAUCGGCAUCAUCAAGAGGAAGGCCUUAAUUAAAGAGUUAGCCGCUGUAUACCACGCCAAGUGCCUUGCAAAAUGUCAAGAACUUAUGGAGCUUCAGAAAAAGUGGGACGAGCCAUACAUCGAUGUCAAAACUCUCAAUGAUUCGAGGAAAGAGAAAAGGAGGCCUCCAAAACGGCUAAAGAAGUCUCGCUAAGCAUAUGGUAAGAUUCGAGCCUAAAUCUGUUAAACAUUGUCACUGUUUUUCAGGUCAGCUGAAUUUGAUGAA
Molecule: messenger RNA, 440 nt
Organism: Hibiscus syriacus
Lineage: Eukaryota; Viridiplantae; Streptophyta; Magnoliopsida; Malvales; Malvaceae
Exons: 3
Coding region: 102-368 (88 amino acids)
Source: RefSeq, a predicted model, not a curated record